Molecule: messenger RNA, 1779 nt
Organism: Solanum stenotomum
Lineage: Eukaryota; Viridiplantae; Streptophyta; Magnoliopsida; Solanales; Solanaceae
Product: putative late blight resistance protein homolog R1B-12
Exons: 2
Coding region: 1-1779 (592 amino acids)
Biological process (GO): defense response to other organism
Molecular function (GO): ADP binding
Source: RefSeq, a predicted model, not a curated record
AUGGCUUAUGCUGCUCUUUCUUCACUUAUGUAUACUUUAGAACAACUCUUCAAACCUAAUCAAUCUUUCCUUUGUCGAUGCUCUACACAACAACAUCUUCAAUCUCUCUAUCAAAAUCUUUCUGCUUUGCAACUUUUCCUUGACAAUACUACCACAAAUGAUAUUGAAACUCUUAAGUUUAUAGAAAAGAGGAUCAGAGAUGUAAUAUACAAAGCAGAAGAUAAAGUUGAUUCAAGCCUAAGAAGCAUCAUUCUAGCUGAUUGCACAGAGAGUAGACAAGGGGCUUGUAAAUUCUUCGACGAAGAAUUGGUAAAAGUGGAAAAAGAUGUUGAUUCUCUCAGGCAAGAGGUGAUGCAGAUUGAGUUUAACAAGCAUGGAAGCAGAUCCGCAGAACUAGCAGCAGCUCCCUCCUCACCAGAAAAAAGUAAAAUUGAGGAAAAUACUAUUGUUGGGAUGGAGGAUGACUUCAACACCAUACUUGAUCGCCUCACUGCCCAAACAGACGAGUUAACUGUCAUACCAAUUUUUGGUAUGGGAGGUAUAGGUAAGACAACUCUUGCCAGAAAAGUUUAUGAUGAUUCUUCUAUUUGUUCUCGAUUUGAUAAACAUGCAUGGGUCACUAUCUCCGAAGAAUACAAUGAGAGACAAAUGCUUCUUGAAGUUGUUUCUUCAAUUACUGGAAGCAAUCAAGAAAUGAGCGAUGAUCAACUAAUGGAGAUUGUGCACAGAGGUCUGAAGGGUUGGAGAUUUCUAAUUGUCAUAGAUGAUAUUUGGAGUACUAAGGCAUGGGACCAAAUUCAAAGAAUAUUUCCUAAUGAUGACAAUAAAAGCAGAAUUCUAUUAACCACAAGGCUCAAGUAUGUUGCUGAUUAUGUUAGUUGUCCUGAUUUCCCCCCUCAUUGUAAGUCUUUUCUCACUCUAGAUGAUAGUUGGAAUCUAUUUACUGGAAAAUUGUUCAAAAAAGAAGUGUGUCCUCCUCUACUUGUAGAAAUAGGGAAGCAUAUUGUACAACAAUGUCAAGGGUUACCUCUCUCGGUUAUUGUCGUUGCGGGACUUGUUGGAAAAAUGGACCCAACGUAUGAUAAUUGGCAGAAAGUUGAGGAAAAUCUGAAGUCAUUCUUCGGUACAGUAUCCGAACGGUGCCAAUCAAUUCUUACUUUGAGCUACAAUUACUUGCCCCAAUAUUUGAAGGCUUGUUUUCUCUAUGUUGGAGGUUUUCCAGAAGACACAGAGAUUAAUGUUUCCAAGUUGAUUAGGCUAUGGAUUGCUGAGCAAUUCGUAAAGGCAAGAAAGGAUAAAAGAUUAGAAAUGGUGGCAGAGGAGUAUCUACAAGAGUUAAUUGAUAGAAGUCUGAUUUUGACUGGUACACAAAGUGCUAAUGGAAGGAUGAGAAGUUGCAAAAUUCAUGAUCUUCUUCGCCAACUAUGCCGAACUGAAACUCGUACUGAAAAUGUUGUGCAUGUCAUGAAUGGGAAUGUCCUCAUGUCCUUAUUAGAAGUAAUAGAUGAUCAGCGGCGAGUUAUAGGUCUGUGUAACCAUGAAGAGAAGCAAGUUUAUCCUCCAAUGCAUAGCAAUUGUACAGCAAGUAUAGCUCGUACCUUUAUUUCAAUGCAAUUUUUAUAUUACCCUGGUUUUCCAGAAAGGAUUUGUUCCAUUGUUUCAGAGUUCAAGUUACUUAAGGUGUUGGACGUAUUAACAGUUUGGUACGAUUUCUCUGGUGUAAUACCUCAACUUGUACAUUUGAAAUAUGUUGCUGCAAAAAUUAAGGGAAGUCUUUAA